This is a messenger RNA of Fomitiporia mediterranea MF3/22, 2728 nucleotides long. RefSeq lists its product as uncharacterized. NCBI's taxonomy places the organism in Eukaryota, Fungi, Basidiomycota, Agaricomycetes, Hymenochaetales, Hymenochaetaceae. The transcript has 7 exons. Gene Ontology annotation, molecular function: lipid binding. The record is from RefSeq and is a predicted model, not a curated record. The coding region runs from base 28 to 2550 and encodes 840 amino acids.
CAAGUUCUUUCCUCUCCUCAUCCCACCAUGUCCCUCCCCACAGCCCCUCGCGACAUUUCUGAAAACCCUCAGGCGGGUGCAGUCACUGACCCCGUAAACAAGCAACAGAAGGACGCGGAUGUCGACCGCAAGUUGCGCUUCUAUGGUGUAAUUGAGGCAUUCCGCGAAGGCAGACUACCCGACAAUCAGCAGAUUGACGAAACUCUUCGUUAUGUCAAAGACAAUGCACCCAUGGAUGUCGGCGAGCUCUCACCAGAAGGGCAACGUCUCGUGCAGGAUGUCCGUGAUAUCGUCGAUACAGCUCGUGCUAUAGUCGCUGAGAAGAAUGCGGACGAGCUAUUCCAGAACUUCCUUUGGCACACACGAGCAGUGGAUGCUAGUCGCGCGAAGCAAGACCCGAACAGCCUCGCUCCCGUCGACAAAAACAAGGCGACAUCGGAUGGACAACAAGCUGUCACACAUCUGAGAACAUUACUCACUCUCGUCCUUACAAAUGCUGAAACAAGAAAGCUCCUUGGUGAUUUUGCCCUAAUCGGACGCGAUUUGUUUGCCAGAGGUGCCGUAAAGGCCGCAGAGUUGUCUCGUCCGGAUCAGGAACGCCUCGCACGCGUCGAUGAUCCCGCUCCUGCUGACCAGUUCCACACAGCUGGUGGGCAGACGACAACGGCGCAAAACGGCGACACUCCCGUACUUGAAGCAAACGUGGCAGGACGCACUAUUCAACAACACCCUCAUGAACCAUUGGGCACUGGUGCAAAGAUCCGUGGACCAGGUCCUGAUGAUCGUGACUUCCGAACUGGCGAACAAGCGAAGCAGGAUGCGCGAGGCUUCGUUGAUAGUACAAAGCAAGCAGGCAAAGAGCAAGCUCAGCGCGAGAAGGACGACAUUCGAGUUCAGACUGAAGAAACUAACGCUGAGGUGGAUGCACGUGAAGACCCGAAUGAGAAGAAAGAAGUUCUGCAGAAGUCAGGUCUUAAAGACAAAUUCGUUGGCUACAGAGACCAAAUUAUGAAUCGUGUGCCACAGGAACACAAGGACAAAGCAUCUGAGCAUCACGAUCGCGUCAAGACGUUCCUAUCCGAGGAGUAUUUCCCCGAGGAACGUCGUGACCAGUUCAUUUUCCGCGGAAAGAAGGUCAUUGUAGAGUGCCAACGACAUGAUGACUACCAGCAAGCAGUCAGGUGGCUGCUUGGUUUUCUUGAAGAAUACGCUGGUCAUGCCCAUACUGCAUCGUCAAAGGGUGCCGACUCGCAUGACGCACUUCGCAACGAUCCUUCACUCCAGCAGGCUCUCGCCGAGAUUCGCAUGCUUCUUGAACGUUUCGCCAAUGGACGGAGCUUCUCUGAGAUCACCGACCGUAUUCAAGUUCUUUAUGACGAUGCUCAUUCUGAUGAAGCACUUCGAAACUGGUUUAAAGAGGUUGAUUCAUAUGCUCGUCGAUGCCUUCUUGAACCUGGAUUCGUCUUGCAACCGCAAUGCAAUGAUAUAGCGCGCAAGUUGCAGGAUACGGGCCGCCAAUUCUACGAUGGUAAAUACAAGAGUCACUUUGAUGCCGUCUUUGAUGCCAUCGGAUCAUUCUUCUCCGCAAUGGGCGACGAUCCUCUCAAUGCACGCUUCGGCCAGGAUUGGGCACGUCUCACGAAGGAUCUACUCUUCGACUCGGAAGGCUCGCUCAAAUUCAAACCAGAGCUGUGGCAUGAUAUUCGUAAAGUUAUACUUCCCGCAGUCAUUGACAAAGUCGGAUAUAUCCCUAUUCCACGUGUCGAAUACACCGACGACUCACUCGAUCUUGUACUCGAGAACCUCACUCUUUCUGGGCGUAAUUUGUUCCCGAACAUUGUCACACUUGAAGCGCACAACUUUGUCAAGUUUUCGCCAUACGACGCGAUUUCGGAUGAGCACCACCAUGAGAUCACACUCCACCUCGGGCACAUUCAGGCAGACAUGCGUGACGUUGCCUUUUACUUCAACAAGAAGACUGGAAUUCCAAAGAUCAAGGACUCCGGUCUUGCGGACGUCAUUCUUGGUGGAGAAGGUCUAAGUGCGACCGUCCAUCUUGUCUCAGCGCAAAAGGACCCGUCAAGCGUGUACAAGGUUAAGAAUGUAAACGUGAAAGUCGACUCGCUCAAGUUCUCUAUUCGUGAUUCGAAACAUGACACGCUCUACAACACGCUCCGCCCUCUUGCUACGGGCCUGGUAAAGAAACAAAUUCAGAAGGCGCUUAGUGGCGCGUUGACGACUGGUCUUGAAUACGUUGACGGACAACUUGUUGGUGUUCGCGACCGUAUGAACGAAGCGAAAGCGAGCGACGAAGGCAGCCGGACGAAGGUCCUACAAGAUCUGUUCCAUCGUAAAAAGGACGAGGGUGCGAGCAAGGCCGAAUCUUCAAAGUCAGCACGCCACAGUCAAUUUAAGGUUGUCGCGAAGCGCGAUUCAGUGCUUAUCCAUGACCAAGGACAUCCUGCGGGAUGGGUUAAUCGUCAACAGGAGCGUGCUGAUGCUGCGAAGGAUGGGCAUGAGUGGCGCUCAAAAGCUUUCUCAAUUGUUUAAACGUCACGACUGUUGUUAUCUUUUAUGUUUAUGGCUUGACGCGCUGUAUACCGUUUCCUUGCGCAUCAUGACCGUCCUAUGUUCACAAGUAUAGCUUGUCGUCUACCCUCGUCUUUGUUGUAAAUGUAUGUUACACAGUUUAUGAAUACUAGUCCUAGCUUGUCUUUUGUCACAAUUA